Messenger RNA from Portunus trituberculatus (swimming crab), 1304 nucleotides. RefSeq lists its product as uncharacterized. Gene Ontology annotation, molecular function: structural constituent of cuticle. The record is from RefSeq and is a predicted model, not a curated record. Lineage: Eukaryota; Metazoa; Arthropoda; Malacostraca; Decapoda; Portunidae. Bases 146 to 1153 code for a protein of 335 amino acids. The transcript has 2 exons.
ACACAGAAAGGCCAAUCAUAAUGCAGAUGUGCACGUGAUCCUCUCAGGUGGCUAGUAUAUAUAGAGGCUCCAACACUCAUUUCGGCACAACGAUCCAGGUCGCAGAAGCCUCAGCAGGAGUUCUGGGCCACUAGACAGAACAACCAUGAAGUUUCUGGCAGCUAUCUGUCUGCUCGCCGCAAGCGCGAGCGCACAGGUUGGGCAAUCAGGGAUCGUUAGUCCUGAUGGAAACAACAUCCAGUUCACGCAUGACUUUGCUCAUAGCAUUGUGCUCAGUGGACCUUCUGGCAUCGUGACAAGUGAUGGUAAGAACCUCCAGCUGACCGGAGGCCAGGCUGCCCUCCAUGCUGCCUCCCCACCGGCACCUCAGCCUGUGCCUCAGCUUGUCAUUUCCCGCAGCGUCGUUGGUCCCUCAGGAAUCGUGAGUCCUGCCGGAAAUGUUCAGUUCACUCAAGAGAUGGUUGACGACAACGUGUUGGUUGGUCCCUCCGGCAUUGUGACCAAGAGCGGCCAAAACAUCCAGUUCAACGAUCAAGGGCUUCCUCGCACCAAGCGCAGCGCCGGCUACGUCUUGCCCGCGGGCAACCUGGGUCAUUCUGGCAUCGUUAGGGCCGACGGCACCUUUGAACAAUUCAGCCACGACUUCGCUCACGAUAUUGUGCUUAUGGGACCUUCCGGCUUCGUGACCAAGAGCGGAAAGAACAUCCAGCUAACUGCUGACCUCCACAGAGUCAAGCGUGACCUUAGGGGUCCCUCUGGCAUGAUCCUUAAGGACGGCACUCAGGUGCAGUUCAAGACCGGCGAAACCACCGUCGUUCUUGAUGGCCCAUCUGGACUGGUUCUCAGCGACGGUACAUUGGUGCAGAGACGUGCAAAGCGUGACCUUGUGGGUCCCUCUGGCAUGAUCCUUGCUGACGGCACUCAGGUGCAGUUCAAGGAGGGCUUUGCCACUGUCGUAUUGGAAGGUCCCUCUGGAAUGCUGCUCAGCGACGGCACUCUGGUGCAAAAGCGUGUCAAGCGUAACCUCGUUGGACCCUCUGGCAUGAUCACCGCUGACGGCACCCCUAUCCAGUUCCCCGCCCACGCUGAGGCCGUCGUCACUGGCCCAUCUGGCAUUGUCUUCUCCAACGGACAGAACGUUCAGCUUCCUUAGAAAGACCACCGCAUAUGCACCAGGACUCUAGUCUAUACAUUCUUCCUGCUGACUUCUCUGCAUUUUUGACAAACGUUAAUUAUUCAUCACGAUGUACAGGUAAAAGAUUCCCGUAUAUAUAUAUAUAUACGAAUAAAGGUAACUGAAGCGA